Molecule: messenger RNA, 2136 nt
Organism: Zophobas morio
Lineage: Eukaryota; Metazoa; Arthropoda; Insecta; Coleoptera; Tenebrionidae
Product: heat shock protein 68-like
Exons: 3
Coding region: 137-2023 (628 amino acids)
Cellular component (GO): nucleus; plasma membrane; cytosol
Molecular function (GO): ATP-dependent protein folding chaperone; ATP binding
Source: RefSeq, a predicted model, not a curated record
GAUCAAUUUUAUUCCGUCGAAAAUAGCCGAAGUAGUCUAUUCCCGCACCGCAAUCACGCUCCGCAAUAUAAGCACAAAGUAGGCGCGACACAAUUCAAAAUCUCAAUAGUGUCAGUGGUGAAGAAGUGCUAAAAAAAUGGGAAAAACACCAGCUGUGGGGAUCGACUUGGGCACCACGUACUCGUGCGUCGGCGUCUGGCAGCAGGGCAAAGUGGAGAUCAUCGCCAACGACCAGGGCAACCGCACCACCCCGAGCUAUGUGGCCUUCACCGACACCGAGCGUCUCAUCGGCGACGCCGCUAAAAACCAGGUCGCGAUGAAUCCCAACAACACCGUUUUCGACGCCAAGAGACUAAUCGGGAGAAAGUUCGACGAUUCGAAGAUCCAGCAGGACAUGAAGCACUGGCCCUUCAAGGUAGUGAACGACAGCGGCAAACCUAAGAUACAAGUGGAGUUCAAGGGAGAGAAUAAGAGGUUUGCCCCAGAAGAGAUCAGCAGCAUGGUUUUGAGGAAAAUGAAAGAGACGGCCGAUGCGUACUUGGGGCGGGAAGUGAAGGACGCGGUCAUUACUGUUCCGGCGUACUUCAAUGACUCGCAGCGGCAGGCGACCAAGGACGCUGGGAUGAUCGCAGGAAUCAAUGUCUUAAGAAUAAUUAACGAACCAACAGCUGCCGCCCUGGCCUACGGUUUAGACAAGAACCUGCGAGGUGAGCGCAACGUCCUUAUUUUCGAUUUGGGUGGAGGAACUUUCGACGUUUCGGUUUUGACAAUAGAUGAAGGUUCACUUUUUGAAGUCAAAGCAACAGCUGGCGAUACACACUUGGGAGGCGAAGAUUUUGACAAUCGUCUCGUGAAUCACUUCGCAGAAGAAUUCAAAAGAAAAUAUAAAAAAGAUAUAACUAAAAAUCCACGGGCUUUGCGCCGUCUUAGAACCGCAGCAGAAAGAGCUAAGCGCACUCUAAGCUCCAGUACAGAAGCAACCCUCGAAAUUGAUGCACUUUUUGAAGGAAUAGAUUUUUACACGAAGAUCUCUAGAGCUAGGUUUGAGGAGUUAAACUCAGACUUGUUUAGAGGUACUUUGGAACCGGUCGAAAAGGCGUUGAAGGAUGCCAAAAUGGACAAAAGUUCCAUCCAUGAUGUAGUGUUGGUUGGUGGAUCGACGCGAAUUCCCAAAAUCCAGAAUUUGCUCCAGAAUUAUUUUUCUGGAAAAGCUUUAAAUCUGAGUAUUAAUCCAGAUGAGGCGGUAGCAUAUGGAGCUGCCGUUCAGGCUGCAAUUCUAAGUGGGGAUACUAGUUCAAAAAUACAAGAUGUACUUCUAGUCGACGUCACUCCUUUAUCUCUCGGUAUCGAAACAGCAGGUGGUGUUAUGUCGAAGAUCGUGGAGAGAAAUGCAAGAAUACCUUGCAAACAGACGCAGACGUUUACCACAUACUCAGAUAAUCAACCAGCUGUUAGCAUUCAGGUGUUUGAAGGAGAGAGGGCUAUGACAAAGGACAAUAAUUUGCUAGGUACUUUUGAUCUAUCUGGAAUUCCACCAGCACCACGAGGAGUACCGAAAAUCGAUGUCACUUUUGACUUGGACGCAAACGGUAUUUUAAAUGUGUCAGCAAAAGAAGUAAGCACUGGAAAAUCGAAAAAUAUUACUAUAAAGAACGACAAAGGUAGAUUGUCGCAGAGGGAAAUUGAAAAAAUGUUAGCAGAUGCAGAACAAUAUAAAGAGGAAGAUGGUCGCCAGAGGGAAAGAAUCGCUAGCAAGAAUACUUUAGAAAGUUAUGUUUAUAACGUCAAACAAGCAAUUGAAGAGACAGGCAACAAACUAAGUGCGGAUGACAAGAAAAAAGCUUUGAAGGAAUGCAACGCUUGUAUUAAAUGGUUAGAUAGCAAUCAAAUGGCUGACAAAGAAGAAUUUGAUCAUAAAAUGAAGAAUUUGAGCAAAGUCUGCGGGCCAAUAAUGACUAAAUUACAUAGAGGAGGAGGUGGUGGCGCUGCUAACGAUGGCCCUACCAUAGAAGAAGUAGACUAAGUUUAAGAGCAUUCCAACAUUUCCAACCCAUCAUAGCUGCAAUUUCUGGCUUAAUAUAGUUGCAAAUUAAUGUGAUAAUUGUGGUUGCAAAUAAAGCGCUGAUACAAAACAAA